AUGGGUGCGUCGGGCUAUCAGACUCCGAUGGUUUCAGAGGUACCUACCCCGACCGUACCCGCCGUACCCACUCCUACGGUAUUCACAGUGCCACCAGCGGUGCUACCUAUGGCCUAUCUGACACCUCCUCCAGUCGUGCCUAUGGUAUAUCCGGUACCUCCUCUAGCCGUGCCUACGGCGUAUCCGGCACCUCCUCCAGUAGUACCUACUGCUCCGUACCCGGCACACGCACCAGCAGCACCAGUUACACCUACUGUACCUCUAGCCGCACCCACCUAUAUUGAACCUGCAGUGCCACCAGCAGCACCUGUCCCAGCUUAUACAGCAGCACCGAGGAUACCUCCCCCAGCCUAUCCAGUGGUACCACCUGUAGUACCAGCUAUAGUGGUUCCGCCAGUUCCCGCAGAAGCCCCUACUCACCUGAUUGAUAUAGUUGCAGCACGAGCUCAGAUCCCAGCUUUGGCAGAGUCGAUGAAAAGUUGA
Messenger RNA from Zingiber officinale, 483 nucleotides. RefSeq names its product classical arabinogalactan protein 9-like. The record is from RefSeq and is a predicted model, not a curated record. The transcript has a single exon. Lineage: Eukaryota; Viridiplantae; Streptophyta; Magnoliopsida; Zingiberales; Zingiberaceae. Bases 1 to 483 code for a protein of 160 amino acids.